AUGACAUUUUUAUCCUCCAAAACUCUCAUCCAAUUGCAUGCGCUAUUCAUGUUCAUCCUUGCUGUUUAUUUAAUCACGUCCCCCAGCUCCAUCACAGAGUCAGAUCUCAUCUUCAUAAUCGGCGAAGCAAUGCAAAUCGACCUCGACCCAGCAAUGUCAACCUCCCAAUUCCCCUUUUCAAUCUGCGCAAUCCUCCUAGUAAGCGAAGCCCUAAUCGACCUCAUCGUCGUCGGCAAACUACCCCAACUCGACUCCAUCCUCACCAACCUCCAACGCGAACAACGCCAAACCGAGGAUAGAGGAUUCUCGCGAAUCACUUUACAAAAACCGAAACAAACCAUAAAUUCAUGGACGAUACAAUUGGCGACGAUAUAUAAUGAAAUUUGGACUUUUAUUGCUGGUGCUCGGUUUGUUUUCUUUUUUGCGGUUUCGUUGUUCAUAUAUACGGGUGAUUCGUCUGGUGCUACUGGUAAGAAGUCGUGGGUGGGUCAGGGGCAAGUGAGGAACGGGUUGGAUCAGGUUAGGAAUCGGAUUGUGUUUACUUUUGCGUUUGUGGAGAUGAUGUUUUGGUUAUGGGCAUUAUCCAAUGUGCGCGAGGAGCGACGGGAGGUGGUUACCCGCCUAGCACAGCAACAAGCUGCCGAGAACGAACGGAAUCUCCAGUAA
Messenger RNA from Talaromyces stipitatus ATCC 10500, 666 nucleotides. RefSeq lists its product as uncharacterized. The transcript is spliced from 3 exons. NCBI's taxonomy places the organism in Eukaryota, Fungi, Ascomycota, Eurotiomycetes, Eurotiales, Trichocomaceae. The record is from RefSeq and is a predicted model, not a curated record. The coding region runs from base 1 to 666 and encodes 221 amino acids.